This is a messenger RNA of Polypterus senegalus (gray bichir), 3206 nucleotides long. RefSeq names its product zinc finger protein 76 (gene znf76). Gene Ontology annotation, cellular component: PcG protein complex; transcription regulator complex; nucleus. NCBI's taxonomy places the organism in Eukaryota, Metazoa, Chordata, Cladistia, Polypteriformes, Polypteridae. Gene Ontology annotation, biological process: central nervous system development; regulation of transcription by RNA polymerase II. The transcript has 16 exons. Gene Ontology annotation, molecular function: RNA polymerase II cis-regulatory region sequence-specific DNA binding; DNA-binding transcription factor activity, RNA polymerase II-specific. Bases 1031 to 2812 code for a protein of 593 amino acids. The record is from RefSeq and is a predicted model, not a curated record.
GCUUGUUCCCCGAGGUCAAGGGGCGCGCCCCACUAUUUGAGAAACACUGUAGUAAGGUUACUGGGGAUUGCAUCCUGGGUGCUCCCAGCAUGGAGUUUGCACUUGGGUUUGCAAAGGUUUCCUGCAACAUGCAUGUUAGGUAAAUUGGUGAUACUAAAUCAACCUGAUAUGUGUGCGUGCACGUGUGUCUUAAGGGGUCUGAUCCUGACUGCAUUUGUAGCUUGCUGGGAUAGGCUCCAGAUGCAUCUCUGCUCUGGAUAAGUGGGUUUAGAUGAUGACUGGAUCCACUAAUAAUACUAUAAUCCAUCAUGCCCAAAUCAGCUCUGUACGUGGUACGUUGCCAAUCCUUAAAACAGAUAGAGAAAUACUGGAUAUAUUUCAGUUAAAGAUCUUUUCCAGAUUUAUCUUGAGAGAGAACAGUUCAACUUGUAGAUUUUGUAUUCAGUAUUUUGUGACUUGUUCUCAUAAAAUCAAACAAAUUUGAUUUUGUCUUUAGUUGUAGGGGCAAACUCUAUGUGCAUGAGAAUUUACAUCUAAUGAAUGCUCACCCAGAAGUACAAUACAUGUAAUGUAGUGAUAAGAAACACUUUGGGCAUUUUGGACCGCAUAAACGGAAGAGAAACUUGUUUGUCUGAUGUUUUGUGUUUUAAGUUCAACAACAGAAUUUAAAAAAGAAAAAAAUGACCAAGUCUGCAAGUGAACUCACUGUACCGGUUAACCUUUCAUACAGUGCCGGGCUCUGUCAGGUAGCAUACCUUUGUUAAAAAAAGAGGUAAGCAUGCCUGUGCUGGAAGAUCAACAUACAGUUGGUAUUCUGUACAAGUAAAUGAACUCCUCUGCCUUCCAUGGUUGGUUCCAGCCUUUUGUGUGAUGAUGCUGGAGUAGUUUUCUACUACAUGAUACCUUGCAGUAGAAUAAGCAGAGAAGUGUGUAUGGAUUGCCCCUGCCACCUAACAGUGCAGUAAAUCCAACAUCAGGUAUUUACUUGAACAGAACAGACUGGGCAUAUGUACAAAUGGUCUUGUGAACAAUGGAAAGUCUAGCUGUAACACUCAGUGAUGGUUCCACUUCUUUUAUUCAGCAGGCUAUCAAAGAUGGAAAGUUGAUUGAUGGGGACACCAUACAACUAGAAGAUGGAACCACUGCAUACAUCCAGCAGGUUACUGUCCAACAGAAAGAGACCAUGACCUUUGAAGAUGGCCAACCAGUUCAGCUGGAAGAUGGGACCACAGCGUAUAUUCAUCAUACACCAAAAGACGGCUAUGAUCCAAAUGCUGUGGAAGCUGUCCAGCUGGAGGAUGGAAGCACAGCAUACAUUCACCAUCCCAUGACUAUGCAGGCAGGUGGCGCCAACUUAGUAGUCCACACAGAUGGAGGACUUGAAGAACUGACCUCAGAAGAGACCACUGUGGACACAGACACAAUCAGUACUCUGGAGCAGUAUGCUAGCAAGAUAUCUGAGUCUGCAGUUAGUCAAAACUUAACCAGCACAAAUGGACUUCGGCAGAUGGACUCCCCUGAGGAACACCCUGCUGUGCAGGUCUUGUUUGAGGGGGAGCCACAGAGCUCUGGGAAGUUGCAGCAAGGCGGUGACAAGUCCUUUCGCUGUGAUUAUGAGGGCUGUGGCCGUCUUUAUACCACAGCUCAUCACCUAAAGGUUCAUGAAAGAGCACAUACAGGUGACAGACCAUACAGGUGUGAUGUGCCAGACUGUGGAAAAGCCUUUGCUACAGGCUAUGGCUUGAAAAGCCACAUCAGGACUCACACAGGAGAAAAACCCUACAAGUGUCCAGAAGACAUGUGUACCAAGGCAUUCAAGACAUCAGGGGACCUCCAAAAGCAUAUCCGAACUCACACAGGUGAACGACCCUUCAAAUGUCCAUUUGAGGGCUGUGGCCGCUCUUUCACCACUUCAAACAUACGCAAAGUUCAUAUUCGCACUCACACUGGAGAGCGGCCAUACUUAUGUGAAGAACCAGGAUGUGGACGGGGGUUUGCUAGCGCAACCAAUUUUAAGAAUCACAUGAGAAUACACACAGGAGAAAAGCCCUAUGUUUGCACUGUGCCUGGGUGUGGAAAACGCUUCACAGAAUACUCCAGCUUGUACAAGCACCAUGUGGUACACACACACUGCAAGCCAUACACUUGCAACCACUGUGGCAAGACGUAUCGGCAAACUUCCACGCUUGCCAUGCACAAGCGCACUGCCCAUGGGGACUUUGAUGCAACAGAGGAGAGUGAACAGGCUCUUUAUGAUAAGCAGAAUUCAGAUGACCCAGAGGCUGAUUUGGAGCCCCAUAUGAAACGCCAAAGAAUCGCUUUCCUUUCGGGCCCAGAUGAGGAUGGCGAAAUUUCCCCUCAGGUUGCUAUGGUGACACAAGAUGUCAUAGGCUCUCAAAUUGCACUUAUUACUCAAGAUGUCACACAACAGGUAAACCUUUCAAAUGAAGACUUACAAGUCCUUGGCACAGCCAUCACCAUGGUGACACAAGAUGGAACAGCGAUCACCGUUCCUGCUCAUGAAAGUGACAUUGCUGGUUCACAGACACACACUGUCACAAUGGUCACAGCGGAUGAUUCUGAUUCACAGCCAGUUGCCAUUGUAACGACAGACGGAAUGAUUGCUGGAGAUGCCAAUAUAGCUGCUCCCCACUACCAGCAGGUGGCUCUGUUGGCUACAGCAAAUGGCACUCAGAUUGCUGUGCAGCUUGAAGAACAGCAAACCCUUGAAGAUGCCAUCAGUAUGGCCACAGCUGCCAUCCAGCAAGGCAACAUGGCGCAGGAUGAGGUGGUGGUUGACAGAAGCUGCUGAGAGACUUUCAUUGUGCUUUUACUGGGCAAGUGAACCACUCAGAUCCUGGAGACAUCAAGAUAAAGAGCUUUACGUUUUGGUAGAACACACAAAAUGCAUUCUACGGAGCUAUAUAUUAUGCAAGAAGAGUUUUAAAAAAUUUUAAUUGCAUACAAAUAGACAAAAAUGUGAAUUAUUACCCAAAUAAGGGUAUACAUUAAGCUGAUUUUAAUAGACUGUUAGGACAAUUUGGGUGCAGCUAUUCAGGUUGAUGAAAACGAAUGGACAAAGUGCUAUGAAUGAAGAUGGUAUGGACUUUGCUUUAUUUUUAUUUGUGUAUUUGAAAAAUAUCAGCUACAAAACUUAGUUUUUUUUAAUAAAUGAAAAAUUAAAAUGUUUUGUUAAAUGGAGGUUA